Molecule: messenger RNA, 1306 nt
Organism: Ruditapes philippinarum (Manila clam)
Lineage: Eukaryota; Metazoa; Mollusca; Bivalvia; Venerida; Veneridae
Product: carboxypeptidase D-like
Exons: 8
Coding region: 5-1291 (428 amino acids)
Biological process (GO): proteolysis
Cellular component (GO): cell surface
Molecular function (GO): metallocarboxypeptidase activity; zinc ion binding
Source: RefSeq, a predicted model, not a curated record
CACAAUGGUAAAGGCAUCUAUAUUCAUUAUUUGCUUGUGUACAGUAGGAAUGACUGUUUGCGUUACUUUAGAGAAUCUUUUUACCAAACCAUAUCACAACUAUGGGGUAAUGACGAAGAUAUUGAAAGGUAUAAACGACACACUACCACACCUAGUAAAGUUAUACAGUAUAGGAAAAUCUGUUCGAGGACGAGAACUGUGGGUGCUUGCCAUUGGAUACAACAUGAGUGGUAAUAUGGAGUUACGUCCCAGUGUGAAAUAUAUCGGCAAUAUGCAUGGAAAUGAGGUUGUGAAUAGAGAAAUGCUCCUUAUGCUUUCGACACAUUUAAUAGACCAAUACCAAAGUAACAGUACUAUACAGAAAUUCCUCAAUACAACAGUGGUACACAUUAUGCCAUCCAUGAACCCAGACGGAUAUGCAAAAGCCUUAAAAGGAGAUUGCCAUGGUGUUAUUGGAAGGUAUAAUGCUGCUGGAAUCGACUUGAAUAGAAAUUUUCCUGACCUAUGGUUUAACAAGAGUGAGAAGCCAAUUGCUAAGGAAACCCGUGCUGUGAUGGAUUGGUUACCUCAACACAAUUUUGUCCUGUCAGCUAACCUGCAUGGAGGCGCAAUGGUUGCUAAUUAUCCAUUUGAUACCUAUAAAACUGAAUAUAGACACUCUGGUUCGUCAGUGAGUCCAGAUGAUGAUACAUUUAGGUUCUUGGCCUUGACUUAUUCAAGGUCACAUGCCAACAUGGCAAUAAACCAAGGGAGAGAAUGUCUUGGUGAUUAUUUUCCAGAUGGCAUAUCAAACGGAGCUGCGUGGUAUGAUAUGCAUGGUGGCAUGCAAGACUACAAUUACUUGAAACAUGGUAUUUUCGAACUCACUUUAGAAAUUUCUUGUUGUAAAUAUCCAAAUGCUUCCGAAAUUGAAUACUACUGGAUAGAAAAUCGAUGGGCUUUAAUAAAUCUGCUUAUGGAAGUACAUAGAGGUGUAAAAGGCAUUGUUUAUGAUGAAGAUGGAAAUCCAGUUGAAGGUGUAGAGCUUGCUAUUAAAGGGAGGGAAUCUGUACCGUUCCGGUCGAGGAACCGUGGUGAAUACUACAGGAUACUAAUGCCUGGCACAUACACUAUACUGGUCAAGUAUGAAGGUUAUGCUUCAGUGUCAGAGACUUUCAAAGUUGUAAAUGGAGAAGUUACUCGACUUGAUAUUUUUCUAAAAAGGGAGACAAGUGAGGCUAGUAAAACAGUUUCCAUAUAUAACAUCCCUUUGAUUGUACCUCUCUUAUUUAGCAUUAUGAGAGUGUUUUGAUUAUUUUUUUAUGCC